Acanthoscelides obtectus is the source of this 897-nucleotide messenger RNA. The record is from the annotation of a GenBank genome assembly. NCBI's taxonomy places the organism in Eukaryota, Metazoa, Arthropoda, Insecta, Coleoptera, Chrysomelidae.
AUGGCAACCACCGAGGCCUCCAUGGCAGGAACAGGAGUUCCGCCAAUCAAUAUCGAGGGCACCGCAGAUUGGUCAUCCUUAAGCAGGAUGAUGAACAGCAAGGGGAUUCAAUUCUCCAAGGCGAGGACGGCGGGUAACAGUGUGAAGGUAUUCACAAAUACACCAGCUGACUACCGUCAGCUAGUCGCAUUGCUGGAAUCCAUCAAGCGGCCCUUCUUCACCUAUCAACUGAAGGAGGACAGGAUGGACCAGAGGGUCAUUCGUGGGCUACCCAGGGAGAUGUCAGUCAAUGACAUCAAAGAGGAUCUAGUGAGCCAAGGCAUCGCAGACGCCGAGGUUCAGCAGAUGACCUCAAGGACCACCAAGAAGCCACUUCCGCUCUUCCUCGUCAAGACGAAGAUGCCGGAAAAGCUUGCAGAGAUCCAGAGGCUGGCCAUGCUCACGGUCAGCUUCGAGAGGAAGAAAAAGUCUUCCGAGCCCAGCCAAUGUUACCGCUGCCAGCGGUACGGGCACACACAGUGGAACUGCCGUCUCGCUGAACGGUGCGUUAAGUGUGGAGAGGACCACAGCAGCACCAGCUGCAGUCUGCCAGCGCCGCCAACAGGGCAACGAAACGCCAAGUGUUGCCUUUGUGGAGAAGGCCACCCCGCCAACUACAAGGUAUGUAGUAAGGCCCCGAAGAAAGCUGCUUCUGCCCCCAAAGCAGCCCCCACCACAAAUAGGACCUCUUACGCUCAAAAAGCGAAGAAACCUAUGUCCACUUCUGCUCCAGCAGCCGCCACUGCUACUGGAACUACUGCGCAGAAGCAACACGGCGAUGACAGACUGCUGGCAAUGAUGCAAGCCAUCAUAACCCGCUUGAAAGCACUCGAGGCCAAGAUGCAAGACAAGCAGUAG